Messenger RNA from Dermacentor albipictus, 309 nucleotides. NCBI's taxonomy places the organism in Eukaryota, Metazoa, Arthropoda, Arachnida, Ixodida, Ixodidae. The record is from RefSeq and is a predicted model, not a curated record.
AUGUGCCACGGCAACUCAGAACAACAACAACAACAACAACAACAACAACAACAACAACAACAACAACAACAACAACAACAACAACAACAACAACAACGACUUCGCAGCGUCUUCCUCAUCUUCCACACACUGAUGACCAUGAAGUCGUCGGCCAACAAAAGAGGAAAGCUGUUUGGGGCACUUCGAAAUUUGACCCACCCGACACCACUCCACUAUCCCACAGACCGUGAUGUCAACGUUGUGAGCGAACCACCCGAGUACUUCUCCAGGUACUUCACAGAUGACCUUUUUGAAGAAAUUGCACGGUGA